This is a messenger RNA of Dendronephthya gigantea, 1346 nucleotides long. RefSeq names its product poly(rC)-binding protein 3-like. Gene Ontology annotation, biological process: regulation of gene expression; regulation of RNA metabolic process. The coding region runs from base 218 to 1156 and encodes 312 amino acids. The record is from RefSeq and is a predicted model, not a curated record. Gene Ontology annotation, molecular function: mRNA binding. Gene Ontology annotation, cellular component: nucleus; cytoplasm. NCBI's taxonomy places the organism in Eukaryota, Metazoa, Cnidaria, Anthozoa, Malacalcyonacea, Nephtheidae. The transcript is spliced from 16 exons.
AAUUGAUUACUCCACCACAAAGAAAUAAAAUAUUAAAAAAUAAAUAUAAAAUAAAUCGAUCAACGUGGACAAAUGGAGAAUAUGUGAUUUGUUGAGCCUAAAAAAAAUUCAAUUGAAGUGUAGAUUUUUCUUGUUUCGUUUCCUUAUUCUUUCUGAAUCUUUUUCUUCUUAAAAUCGUUUCGCCUCGAACGUCUGAAGAACCUUCAAAUAUCCGAGAAUGAGUGAUAGAAGAAAGAAAGCGCGAAUGAUGUCUGAAUCAGACCGAGAUGAUGAAAUACUGACGCUAAGAUUCUUAAUGAAUGGCAAGGAGGCUGGUACAUUAAUUGGAAAGGGUGGACAAACAAUACAAAACUUAAGGAAAUCUAGUGAUGCUAUCAUUAAUAUAAGUGACAAUGCAUCAAAAGAAAGAGUUGUUUCUGUAACUGGUGCUGUCAACAAUAUAAUGUCUGCUUUUAAAUUGAUUGUAACAACCAUUGAAGAGAACUUGUUAAACAAUGACAGAUCAUCAUACACUCCUCUAACCUUUCAACUCAUGGUUCCAUCUGGUCAGUGUGGUUCACUCAUUGGUUCCGGUGGAUCAAAGAUUAAGCUAAUUCGUGAGAAAUCUGGAGCACAUAUUCAGAUAGCUACUGAUCCUUUACCAAUGUCAACUGAGAGAAUGAUAACUUUAUCAGGAAAACCAGAAAACAUAAAUUUAUGUAUGAAAUCUCUUUGUGAAAUAAUGGUUGAGUAUCCAGUUCGUGGUCAUGUUGAUCCGUAUUAUCCGCAAAAUUACCACAGCAACAGGCCAAGUAGAUCUGAGAGAGAUUAUUCUGAAACAAGAGAUCAUUAUGAGCGAGGCAGGGAGCCAUCACGUUACUCGUCAAGAAACUCGAGUUCAAGAAGACGCAAAAGAAGCGAGGACUAUGAUGAAUACAUGACAGAAACAAUGGCAAUACCAAGUCGAUAUGCAGGUGGUGUAAUUGGCAAACGUGGAACGAAAAUCAGCGAAAUUAGGAGUAAAUCAGGAGCAGCAAUCAAGAUCGCUGAUGAAACAGACGGUUCUGGAGAAAGAAUUGUUACAAUAAGCGGCAACCCUGAAGCUGUUGGAAUGGCGCAAUUCUUAAUCAAAACAAGGGUCAAGUAUGAGGAGAAAAGGGAUACUAGCAAAGAUUAAAAUGUCCAACACAACCGAAUAUUAAAAAUAUUUAUUUCACAUUCAGGCAUUACAGCAUACAUAUUAAAUUUAUACAUACUGACAAGUGACUGACAUACUGACAACUGUAACGUGAAACUAUUUUUGACUGGAGUUAUUUUAAUGUCUAUACUGUAUUUUACAAUAUUUUACACAUAUUAAAUCCAGUUCA